Molecule: messenger RNA, 1833 nt
Organism: Bacillus rossius redtenbacheri
Lineage: Eukaryota; Metazoa; Arthropoda; Insecta; Phasmatodea; Bacillidae
Product: paired box protein Pax-6-like
Exons: 11
Coding region: 1-1833 (610 amino acids)
Biological process (GO): regulation of transcription by RNA polymerase II; anatomical structure development
Molecular function (GO): RNA polymerase II cis-regulatory region sequence-specific DNA binding; DNA-binding transcription factor activity, RNA polymerase II-specific
Source: RefSeq, a predicted model, not a curated record
AUGCCUGAAAAUAGGGAUUGCCGAAUUGGACGCGGCAAGAAGAUGAAGAAGAAGUCAAGAGCAACAAAUUACGUGGAUUCAUUACAAGCCAGCUCCGGAGAGUUCAGUUCAGGACUUUCGUCCGACUACUGGAGGGGGUGGCAGGCAGCGGCCAGGCUGGGAGCCAGUCUGCUGCAGGCGGGCGGACUGCUGGCAGCGGGGUUCCCCGGCGCCACGCCCCCGCAGCCGGACAAGACGCUGCUAGGCGCGAGCCUGGUGGGGGGCGCGGCUAGGGAGCCCGCCUGCGCCGCGGACGCCUUCUGGAAGAUGCCCCACAAAGGCUCCCUCACGACGGCGCCACGGAAGCCCCCGCCGGACCUGUGUGUGUCAUGUUCUGUUCUUGCUUGUGCCGCAGAGGACGACCACCUACCGCACCACCACCACCACCACCACCACCACCCUCCCCCUCAGCACGUAGCCGCUAGCGCGAUCUUUGGGUGCUCUGCCGCAGGGCACAGCGGCAUCAACCAGCUGGGCGGGGUGUAUGUGAACGGCCGGCCGUUGCCGGACAGCACGCGGCAGAAGAUCGUGGAGCUGGCUCACUCGGGAGCGCGGCCCUGCGACAUCUCGCGCAUCCUGCAGGUGUCCAACGGCUGCGUGUCCAAGAUCCUGGGCAGGUACUACGAGACGGGGUCGAUCAAGCCCCGGGCGAUAGGCGGCUCCAAGCCGCGGGUGGCCACCUCCGGCGUGGUCAGCAAGAUAGCCGAGUACAAGCGGGAGUGCCCAUCGAUAUUCGCGUGGGAGAUCCGAGACCGCCUGCUGUCCGAAGGCGUCUGCACCAACGACAAUAUUCCUAGCGUGUCUUCCAUAAACCGGGUGCUGCGCAACCUGGCCGCGCAGAAGGAGCAGCAGGUGUCGGCGCAGAGCGAGUCGGUGUACGACAAGCUGAGGAUGUUCAACGGCCAGGCCCCCGGCUGGGCGUGGUACCCGGGGGCGCCGCCCACGCCGCACCUGGGCCUGGCGCCCAACCCCGCCGCCGCGGUGCUGCCCGGCCAGGUGGCCCGCGACGACGUGCACAAGAGGGUUGACGCGGUGCACGAGAGCACCUCGGACGGCAACUCGGAGCACAACUCCUCGGGCGACGAGGACUCCCAGCUGCGGCUGCGGCUCAAGAGGAAGCUGCAGAGGAACCGCACCUCCUUCACCAACGAGCAGAUCGACAGCCUCGAGAAAGAGUUCGAACGCACUCAUUACCCUGAUGUUUUUGCAAGAGAAAGGCUAGCAGAGAAAAUAGGUCUUCCCGAAGCGAGAAUACAGGUGUGGUUCAGCAACCGGCGCGCCAAGUGGCGGCGCGAGGAGAAGCUGCGCAACCAGCGGCGCGCCGUGGACCAGGUGGGGGCGACCCAGGCGGCGACUCCUUCGGGCCGCCUGCCCAUCAACUCCGGCUUCAACUCCAUGUACUCGUCCAUCCCGCAGCCCAUCGCCACCAUGGCGGACACCUACAGCUCCAUGUCCAACAGCCUGAGCAACAUGGCCGGCAGCUGUCUGCAGCAGCGCGACCACGCCGGCUACCCCUACGUGUUCCACGACCCGCUGCACUCGCUCAGCUCCACCUACAACCACUCGCGCGCCGCCGCCGCGGCUGCUGCGGCGGCGGCGGCGGCCGCCUCCGGCCCGGCGGCGGCGCACCAGCAGAGCAGCGUCGGCGCGCACGCGUCGCCCUACGGCGCGGUCAGCGCCACCUCCACGCCCGCCACCGGCACAGGCGUGAUCUCCGCCGGGGUGUCGGUGCCGGUGCAGAUCCCCAGCCAGGGCCCCGACCUCGCGUCCAACUACUGGCCGCGGAUACAGUGA